Hemibagrus wyckioides is the source of this 1566-nucleotide messenger RNA. RefSeq names its product solute carrier family 52 member 2 (gene slc52a2). Bases 154 to 1464 code for a protein of 436 amino acids. The transcript has 5 exons. The record is from RefSeq and is a predicted model, not a curated record. Gene Ontology annotation, molecular function: riboflavin transmembrane transporter activity. Gene Ontology annotation, biological process: riboflavin transport. Gene Ontology annotation, cellular component: plasma membrane. Lineage: Eukaryota; Metazoa; Chordata; Actinopteri; Siluriformes; Bagridae.
AUGAUGAAGGUCAUUGCAGCUGUAAUGGAGGAAAAUCUCAAAGACUUCUUACCUGGAGGCAUGUACUGCAAAGAUCCUUCUGGGGAACUUGUGGAACAGUUUGCUAGCUGCACGUUGUCCCAGUUGAUGGAGGAAUACAGCUAGAAGACAGAUAUGUGGUGGAAUAAUGCUGCGGUCACACAUGUUUUGGUGGCCUUGUUCGGAAUGGGAUCAUGGAUAGCUGUAAACUCGUUUUGGGUUGAACUGCCGGUGGUAGUAAACACUUUGCCAGAAGAAUGGAAUUUGCCAGCCUAUCUUUCAGUGCUUAUUGCCUUUGGUAAUGUGGGUCCAUUGGCUGUCACUAUAACCCACCACUUUGCUCCCGGGUGUCUGAAUGAGCGUGUGCUUAUUCAUGCCAUACAAGUCCUGGCAGUGGUUGCUUCAGCCUUUCUCGCCCUCUUCUGGUCGGAAGUAGCUACAGUUGCCGGUGAACCAAGAUCCGUGGCCUUCCUGCUGCUUUCUGUAGUGCUGUCAACCGUGUGCUGCACCUCGAAUGUUACCUUUUUGCCCUUUAUGUUCCGUUAUCCUCCACAGUACAUCAGGACGUUUUUCGUUGGCCAGGGGCUCAGUGCGCUCUUCCCCUGUAUCGUGGCACUAGGGCAGGGUGUAGGAAAGGUCGAGUGUGUCGAGACAGAAAAUGGCACUCAGCCUCAUUAUCUUAAAGAGAACUUCCCAGCCCAGGACUUCUUCUGGUUCCUGUUUGUGAUGCUGGCUAUCUCUUCACUCUCCUUCCUGGCUCUGACAUACACAUUUUCAACAUCUACUGAAGCGGAGGUCCGUCAGGUCCCAGAGCAAGAGACUGAGAAAUAUCAAGGACCAGAGGCACACCCGUUACAAAAUGAAGAAUCUCCAGUGUCUGAGGAACAAGUUGAAGUGGAGAAAAUGAACCCUGAUGUGUCCUUCUGGACUUUAUGCAAUAUCUACCUGCUCAUGCUGCUUGGAAUCUCCACUGCUUUGACUAAUGGGGUGUUGCCAUCAGUGCAGAGCUUCUCCUGCCUGCCAUAUGGCACCAUGGCUUUUCACCUCUCUGUUGUCUUGGGAAACCUCGCAAACCCUCUGGCAUGCUUUGUGGCCAUGGCUGUUCUGCUAAGGUCUAGUGUUGGCCUUAGUUUUAUGUCUCUUGGAGGAGGGCUGUUUGCUGUCUAUCUGCUGUCUCUGGCUGCUCUUAGUCCAUGUCCACCCCUAUUGGGAACACACACAGGAGUGGCUUUGGUGGUGAUCUCAUGGAUCAUCUUCACAGGCUUGUUCUCGUAUGUGAAGGUGGUGGUUAGCACUCUUCUUCAUGAGGCAGGACAUACUGCUUUGCUCUGGUGUGGAGUUUUCAUCCAGGCUGGCUCUCUCAUCGGAGCACUUUCCAUUUUCCCGCUAGUGAGUGUGUACCAGGUAUUUCAGCGAGCUCAAGACUGUGUGAACACCUGCAGCUAGCACCAGUGUCAACCUUUAAUCACAUUCACUUAUAGUGCCUAUAUGAAGUGAGUGGAAUUACAUGUGGAACGUAUCAGCCGGAGUGCAGAGCCUUUGCAAAUA